Messenger RNA from Chara braunii, 2259 nucleotides. NCBI's taxonomy places the organism in Eukaryota, Viridiplantae, Streptophyta, Charophyceae, Charales, Characeae. The record is from the annotation of a GenBank genome assembly.
CGCAUCCGGAUGACGGCACGUCUCUGUACGGAUCGCGCACCCGGCAGUCUUCACCUUCAGCCACGUGUCCUGGUGGAGAGACGAGAAGAGAGGGCCAAGAAGAAGAUAUGUAACAAUCAACGUAAAAAAAAAAAAAAAACCAUAUCGGGCAGGUGACGGACGGAGGGCAGGGACAACCGGGGCGUGCGUGAAGGAAAGGGUGGGGCAGGUCAGGGGAGGGAGGAAAAGCUACUCUACCAAGAAAUAGGCCUCUGGGAGAAGGACGUGUGCAAGAAAAGAGAGGGAGUGGUAGGGGAAAGGGGAAAGGGAGGGGAGAGAGGGGUGGUUGAUAUUGUGUGCGGGAGGUCAGUAACGGUGCACAGCCGCCAUGGCGGUGGCGAAGAACCUCCUUCGCCUGGACAGUUGCAGAUUCUGCUGCCGGGGGGAACUUACCUCCUCCUCCUCCUGCUCCUCCUCCUCGUCCUUCUCUUUCUCCUCUUCACCUUCCUCGCCUCCCAGUUCUACCACCUUUCCAUCGGCUCUUUGUCGACCGACGGUGCGCGCCGAGCAUGCGUCUUCAUUCUGGGUAUCAGCAGGACCACGUGGCAGCAGCAGCAGCACCGUGGAGAUCGCUGCAGGUUUUUCCACAGGCGGCAACAGCGCCAGGAGAAGGAAGAAGGAGGUCAGGUACAGUAGCUCUGGAGGCGGCGAUGGUGGAUAUGGUGGCGGGAGCAGAAGAACGGCAGCAACAAGAGUCAACGUCGGCAGGAAGCGGACUCAAUCCUGCCCUCUUUCGCGGGAAUGCAGCAUGGAGGGAAGCUUCUCUUCCCCCUCUUCUUCUUCUUCUUCUUCUUUGUCCUCGUCAUUGUCCUCCGUGGUGUUAAGAUGGCGCGCAUCAGGAAGGCGGCGGCCAUCGCAGCAGAGCAAAGCGGCGGGAAAGACGGCGGCGGAGGCAGUUCUCCCUGUGCACAGCGGGUUGAGGAUUGGCGGGAAAGGCGGCGGCGGCGGCCUGAUUCCUGACACGUGUCACGCAAGUACGAGCACACGAUUGUUCGCCGCUGUGCUUGAUGCCACGAUGGCGCCGGAUCGCCAAUCUAAUGAUUGCGGCGGCUCGGAAGUUAAUCAGAUAGGAGGACGAAGAGGAGGAGGGAGAGGAGGAGGAGGAGGAGGAGGUGGUUGUCGCGGACAGGUGACUAUGAUGCCCAUCGGAACCCCCAAGGUGCCGUACCGCACGCCCGGGGAAGGAGGAUGGCAAUGGGUGGAUAUCUGGAAUGUUCUUUAUAGGGAGCGGAUCAUCUUCGUGGGCCAAUACAUCGAUGAGGAAUUUGGCAAUCAAGUGCUUGCAACGAUGUUGUAUCUGGAUAGCAUAGAUUCCACAAAGCCGAUGUAUUUGUACAUAAACUCGCCGGGAGGCGAGAUUACUCCGUCGAUGGCGCUCUUUGACACGAUGGAAAGUAUUGCGAGUCCGGUCGGGACACUGUGCUUUGGGUAUGCCUACAAUAUGGCAUGCUUCUUGUUAGCGGCGGGAGAGAAAGGCAAACGGGCGGCGAUGCCGAUGACUCGUGUCGCAUUGCAACCACCGGCGGGAGCGGCGCGGGGACAGGCGGAUGACGUGCGCAACGAGGCGAACGAAUUGGUGCGCGUCAGGAAGUACAUGUACGGGGUGUUGGCACACAAGACGGGUCACGAUAUCGAGAAAAUCACCAAGGACUUGAGGCGAAUCAAGCGCUUUGAUGCCAAGGAAGCCAUGGAGUACGGUCUCAUAGACCGAAUUAUACGGCCGAUUCGGAUCAAGAAAUCUGCACCGCCCAAGGAAGUCGCCACAUCUGUUCCUUGACAUGCCCAGUCCUCCACAUCCCGCAUACUGCCAUUCACCCUGCUGCAGCUGCGUACCUGCCUCCUGCUGCUGCUGCUGCUGCUACUGCCUUGUUGCUGAUGUAGGAGGAAGAGAACAUGUAGGACAGGAUUUUUCUUCCUCUCCUUCUCCUCCUCCUCCUCCUCCUCCUCCUUAAUCUUCCAUGCUGAUCAGUGGAGCGGCAAGAACAGGGGAAAGGUAUUUAGCUCUUCUUAUUCUUUUUCAUUUUCGUCUUGUUUACUGAUUAGAUGAGAGGAGUGAUCAGGGUAAGGGUAUUUUACUCUUUUGCUUUUGUUUUUUCUUCCUCUUCUUGUUGUUCUUCUUUCCUCCUCCUCCUCCUCCUCUUCUGCUGCCGCUGCUUCUGCGGCUGUCGCUGCUGCGUCUGCUAGUGAUUAGUUGAUGGAAAAUCAAUCGCUCAGAGUGUU